AUGCCUUUGCCUAAUCCACUGGACUGGCCGAGUCAUCUUGCGCACCCGCCGCCUCCCCGCGUCUUCCUCUCUCUACCACUCUGCUUCUUCUGUGUCAAUCGAAACUGUCGUCUCCUCCUCUCCCCUUCGCCCCAUCGAAGCCCACCAACACCCCCCACUCUGCACACCCGAAUCAUACGGUCUGGUGAUGGCGUUAAUUACUCUCGGAAUCCCAUUUCGCCUCGCCUCCUGCAGCCCGGACACACCUCCGGCGGUCCAUCGACCCCGGCACUCGGCCUCCCCAACCCCUCUCGGCCCAGUCUGAGGCCAACUCCUCGUGUAUCCGGGCUUGCUGCAGGUCACUAUGCCGGCCGUGAGAACAUGUGUAGGAAUUGGAUGCAUGUGGUCGCCUGUUGCGGCACAAUCCACUUGCUCCUCAGUCUCGUUUAA
Protopolystoma xenopodis is the source of this 429-nucleotide messenger RNA. Lineage: Eukaryota; Metazoa; Platyhelminthes; Monogenea; Polystomatidea; Polystomatidae. The record is from the annotation of a GenBank genome assembly.